CCUUGCAUUGUUCGCCGCACCUGGAGUCUUGCCUGGUCCGUGUGAGGUCCGUGGGACAAUUGGAAGGUCUUGCAUGCUUCGAUGGACUUUGCACGUCUCGUGGCCUUUAUAAGGUUCGGUGGGGUGCACUCACGACACGCUUCCGCCUUUCACCGCGCCUCUUUCGCGCCGCUGCUCGACAUCGCUUAUCUGGCCCAUCUACUCGCUGUUGACUGCAUCCACCAAGCAAGAUGAAGCGCGGAUUCCUGAAGAAUAAGUCUCUGGCUGCCUCGAACAGCUCCGGGUCGUCGGCGCGCUCGUCAUCGUCCGCGGCGCCUGCGAGUGGCGCGCCACCAACUCGCCCCUCCUCGAGACCGAACGCCCCUCCAACCCGCGUUCCCAUCCCUCCCAGUCUAGUGCAGGAAGCUCAAGACAAGGUCUCCCCAGCCAAGAUCGAAAUGCUCCCGAGAGACGCCAACGGCGCCUAUGUCAAUCCACAGCCCGCCAACGGCGUCGACUACAACUCGCACGAUGCCGGCACCGCCUCCGAGCUCCUCAAGAUCGCCGGCAUCGACCCCUCCAUGCUCCAGGGCGGCGCCGCGGACGCCAUCAACAUCCGCAACGUGCGCAUCGUUACCAUCCCCGCGCAGCGCCCCUUCCUCGCCGCCGUCUCCCCGCGCGUCGCGAACAUGAUCGAGAACAGCCCGCGCCUGUGCGCGCGGUACACGACGCCCGACCCCGCUCGGUACCGCAUCGACGAGUCCCGGGUCCACGGGAAGGGCGUGUUCGCCACGGAGGCGAUCGAGCGCGGCGGGCUGGUGCUGCGCGAGCCGCCGAUGGUGGUCACGUCGCAGAUGAUGACGAAUGCUCCCGGCGGUGAGACCAUGAUCCAGCAGGGCGAGAUAUUCGCGGAGAUGGUGUACCAGGCGCUGCCGGAGGAGGACAAAGAAGAGUACAUGUCGUUCGUGAACUGCAAGCCGGCGAAGACGCAUGGGGUGAAGCGGGGGAUCAUGGACACGAACUCGUCGGGGAUUGCUUCUGGUGGGGUCUUCAAGGGACCCUACGGGGCGGUUACGAGGGAUAUAUCCAGGCUGAACCAUAGCUGCGAGCCCAAUGCGUACACGGACUGGGAUGUCGAUACGAUGACCUUUGGGCUGUACGCAGAGCGGCCCAUCAAGAAGGGCGAGGAGAUCUUCAUCGCGUACGUGGAACCCUCCCAUCCCAAGCAGCACCGUCAGUACGCGCUGUGGGGGAUGUACUCGUUCAACUGCCGGUGCACAAAAUGCUCGCGGGAGUGAGCAAAUCAGCUUCGCAGCGACUUGCGUACUCGACGACUGCUGCUUGUUAGCGACCAAGUUUAGGGCUUCUUGUGAUCCUGUAUAGUAGUGUGCCAGUCAUCAUAGAGAUAGUGCAUAGUGUUGUCAAUCUUGAUCAUUUUCAUAAUCCAUAGUACAUCGCACA
Molecule: messenger RNA, 1440 nt
Organism: Schizophyllum commune H4-8
Lineage: Eukaryota; Fungi; Basidiomycota; Agaricomycetes; Agaricales; Schizophyllaceae
Product: SET domain-containing protein
Exons: 2
Coding region: 231-1277 (348 amino acids)
Molecular function (GO): protein binding
Source: RefSeq, a predicted model, not a curated record